This is a messenger RNA of Sorghum bicolor (sorghum), 850 nucleotides long. RefSeq lists its product as uncharacterized. The record is from RefSeq and is a predicted model, not a curated record. The transcript is spliced from 2 exons. NCBI's taxonomy places the organism in Eukaryota, Viridiplantae, Streptophyta, Magnoliopsida, Poales, Poaceae. Bases 77 to 754 code for a protein of 225 amino acids.
AAACUCCCAACCACAGCAAAGUAGCUAACCAACUUAGCAACAAGAAGCCCCAGCAGCAGCUCCAGCUGCACAAGAGAUGAACAAGCUUCACGUCGCCACGGUGGCUUCCCUCCUGGCGCUGGCCGCCGCAACGGCCGGCGCCGUCACGUUCGAUGCGACGAACACAGCGUCCAACACCCCCGGCGGGCAGCGGUUCGACCAGGCCGUCGGCGUCAACUACGCCAAGCAGGUCCUCUCCGACGCGUCCACAUUCAUCUGGAACACCUUCAACCAGCGCAGCCCCGCCGAUCGCAAGCCCGUCGACGCCAUCACCCUCGUCGUCGAGGACAUCGGCGGCGUGGCCUUCACGAGCGCCAACCGGAUCCACCUCAGCACCCAGUACGUCGGUAACUACUCCGGCGACGUCAAGACGGAGGUCACCGGCGUGCUGUACCACGAGACGACGCACGUGUGGCAGUGGGACGGGCAGGGCAAGGCGAACGGCGGCCUCAUCGAGGGCAUCGCCGACUACGUGCGGCUGAAGGCCGGGUACGCACCGUCGCACUGGGUGAAGCCGGGGCAGGGAGAUCGGUGGGAUCAGGGGUAUGAUGUGACGGCGAGGUUCCUGGACUACUGCGACUCGCUGAAGCCGGGCUUCGUCGCGCUGCUCAACGCCAAGAUGAAGGGCGGCUACACCGACGAUUUCUUCGCGCAGAUCCUGGGGAAGACCGUGCAGCAGCUGUGGAAGGAUUACAAGGCCAAGUACGGAGGCUGAUGAUGCAAAUAGGUGGUGCGAAGUCAACACGUCAAUGCUUUUAUUAGUCUGAUAUAAGAUGAGAUAAUUGAAUAAGGUGUUUGUUCAUCAUCGCAA